Cryphonectria parasitica EP155 is the source of this 558-nucleotide messenger RNA. RefSeq lists its product as uncharacterized. The record is from RefSeq and is a predicted model, not a curated record. The transcript has a single exon. Lineage: Eukaryota; Fungi; Ascomycota; Sordariomycetes; Diaporthales; Cryphonectriaceae. The annotation marks the transcript as partial. Gene Ontology annotation, molecular function: S-adenosylmethionine-dependent methyltransferase activity.
CUUCCCUUCUCCUCAUCCUCUGCCAUUCUCGAUCUCGGCUGUGGUGUCGCCCAGAUACUCGGCCGCCUCCUAGACACCUACGGCGCUGACCUUCCCGCUCACACGCGCCUCGUCGCUGCGGACCUCAAUUCGGAAAUGGUCACCACGGUCCAGAGGCGCAAAGCUACCGAAAUCGCCGAGGGGAACAAGAUCUGGGAGCGGGUGGAGACGGCCGUCUGGGACGCGCAGGACCUCGUGACAGCGGGCGUUCCAGACAAUGAAUUCACCCAUGUGACAGCAGGCCUGCUGCUCUUCACGGUAGAGAGGCCUAGAGACGUCCUCGCGGAGAUCAGGAGGGUUCUGAAGAACCCUGGGGGUGUGUUCGGGAUGACCAGUUUCCGCUCAGCGAACUGGUUAAAUUUCAUCGAGGACGUGCUGAACACAGUGAGGCCGGGCACGAAACUUACGCGUGUUCCGACGCCGUGGGCGUCUGUCGAGGCUGUCAGGCAGCGGCUGGAGGAGGCAGGGUUCAGAGAUGUGAGUGUGGAAGAGGUGCAGGUAUUUUAUGGGUUUGAAGAG